Messenger RNA from Oncorhynchus keta (chum salmon), 2741 nucleotides. Its product is annotated as E3 ubiquitin-protein ligase makorin-2-like. Gene Ontology annotation, biological process: protein polyubiquitination. The transcript has 9 exons. Lineage: Eukaryota; Metazoa; Chordata; Actinopteri; Salmoniformes; Salmonidae. Gene Ontology annotation, molecular function: metal ion binding; ubiquitin protein ligase activity. Bases 110 to 1402 code for a protein of 430 amino acids. The record is from RefSeq and is a predicted model, not a curated record.
ACCUUAUUUUAAUUGAUUCUGGAGGUUCAUAGGCGGGUGUUUCGGUUUGCACUCAAACGUGACAACGAUAACAUAAAUACUGUUGCGCCAAUGUUAUUGAUGAACAAAAAUGAGCACGAAGCAAGUCACCUGCAGGUAUUUUCUCCACGGAGUCUGCCGAGAGGGGAAUAGGUGCAUGUUCUCUCAUGACCUGACCACCAGUAAACCUUCAACCAUCUGUAAGUUCUACCAGAGAGGUGUGUGUGCCUACGGAGACCGCUGCAGGUAUGACCACAUCAAGCCAUCUGGUGGUGGUGGUGGAGGAGGAGGGAGAGGUGUGCCCAUGGACCUCCCUAACAGAAACCCCAUCACUGCUGGGGCCUUCAUCCCCCCUGGGGUGCCUGGACCUCUCGCCCCCACUGCUCCCCAAGCCAGGCAUCAGGGGGGGAAGAAACCGCUGGUGCUGAGAGAUCGAGCCCUGGGGUGUGACAGUACAAUGAUGCCAUUCGGUGGGGGUGGCUCAGAGGUGGACUGUUGGACGGAGUACCAUGACAACAGUGCCCAUGCCAAACCUCCACACUCCUACCUGGAUGCCAUCAGGACCGGUCUGGAGUGUUCUGCCACGGCCGGCCCCUACCAUGUCGCUGGCCCCCAGCCACAGCUCUGUCCCUACGCCGCUGCAGGACAGUGUAACUACGGAAACACCUGUCCCUAUCUCCACGGUGAUAUGUGUGAUAUCUGCCGUCUGCAGGUGCUCCACCCACACAACCCUGAGCAGAGGAGAGCUCACGAGAAGAUGUGUAUGUUGGUGUUUGAGGCGGACAUGGAGAAGGCGUUUGCAGCGCAGCACAGCCAGGACAAGGUGUGUUCUAUCUGUAUGGAGGUGGUUUAUGAGAAAGCCGCUGCCUCAGAGAGACGCUUCGGGAUCCUCUCUUCCUGCUGCCACACAUACUGCCUCUCCCUCAGAACAAGUGAGUUGACCAAGCAGUUUGAGAACAAGAUCAUCAAGUCAUGUCCAGAGUGCAGAGUGGUGUCUGAGUUUGUCAUCCCCAGUGGUUACUGGGUGGAGGACCAGGAUGAGAAGAACAGACUGAUAGAGGACUUCAAGUCUGGAGUCAGUAAGAAGGCGUGUAAGUACUUUGACCAGGGCCGGGGAACCUGUCCGUUUGGAGGGAAGUGUUUCUACAUGCAUGCUUACCCUGACGGAACACGGGCCGAGCCGGACAAACCCCGCAAGCAGCUGGGCUCUGAGGGGAACGUGAGGUUCCUGAACUCUGUCCGUCUGUGGGACUUCAUCGAGGAGCGCGAGCAGCGCAGUGUUGCCCAGCCGCAGGAAGAUGAGGUCAGCGAACUGAGAGAACUCUUCAUGCAGAUGUCUGGUCCAGGAGGGGAGGAGAGCAGUGCAGUGUCUGCCCAGCCCUGAGCCCUCAACCUGGGGCCCUAACUACCUGUUAUCCAGGCCUAGCCCCAGCACUCUGACCAACGGCUCAUAUCAAAAUGCAAACAUACAUACGACACUGGACAAUAAAAUGUACUCACUAGUAAGCCUUUCAUGUUGAUGGUUUCAGGCUUUUUUUAAAUGAUAUUUUUACUCAUGGUACAUUUGUGUGGAAAAUAACAUAGUAAAUCUGUACAUAGAGCUGUAAUGGUUCUGUUAGAGAAGCUGCUAUAUUUUCUGGAUAUGUUUUAGAUAAUUUAUCUCUGGAAGGCUUUUUAUAUGAAUGGGGUAGACAUCUAUAGAAUGAACCAUAAGGUCAUAGUUUUCAAGUACAGUGAAAUGCCUUUACUUUCUUUUCAUUGGAUCUAUAGAAUCAGUUUGAGGUUGUUUAGAUAGAUCAGACAGCCUCUCAGCCAGGCCACAACAUGUGUUACAGUUAGGUCACAUAUAGACAUUUUUAAAAGAAACAAAACGUGGAAUUCAAAUCAAUGCACCCAGGGGCUCUAUUCAAGCUGGAUUGCUGAAGUGAUAGGAAUUACUUUCAUUUUCGAUUGAGCCGACAUAUUCAGUGUUCACUGUAAUAAUAAUAAUAAUAAUAAUAAAUGCCAUUUAGCAGACGCUUUUAUCCAAAGCGACUUACAGUCAUGUGUGCAUACAUUCUACGUAUGGGUGGUCCCGGGAAUCGAACCCACUACCCUGGCGUUACAAGCGCCAUGCUCUACCAACUGUGCUACAGAAGGACCACUGUGAAUGCGGUCUCUGCUGACGCAGUAACCUUUAAAUUUAAAUGCUGCUGUAAGGCUGAACUUCCACAAUACGGAUUGAAUAGAGCCCCAAGUCUGUUACAUACUCGUUGUCCAUGAAGGUAUGGUGUGUUAAUUUAGAGGCUUUUACAUUUACGUUGCAACUAGUUCUAUAGGAACUAUUUAGUGUUGAUGGAUGCACACAUUAUGAGGUUUAGUGACUUUAUCCUUUUAAUGGUAUAAAAUGAUGUUGACCUUAUUAUCCUACAUCAUUCGUCUAUAGUAAGAGAAUAAAGCAGACCCUGGGUGAUCUAUCAGUCAGCCUGUAGAGGUGCAGAGGAAUGAGCUCCUACCAGUAGUCGUCUCUAUUAUCUAAUGUAUUGAGUGAAGCUGCCUGGGGAGACUAAACUAUAGUGUUUAGAUAAUAUUAUACUACCGUGUUUAAUGUAUAUUCUAUGGGAAAUCAGAAUCACUAUGUUGGCUUUUAUUUAUCCAAUUUCUUUUCAGUUUGAAUGAUUAUUUCCAAAAAGAAAUUCAAUAGCAGCAGUCCAUUCAUUCAAUAAAGAAAAUGUUUGACAGCA